AUGUCCCAUAAUGAACACUGCCACUGCCUAGCUUAACUAGCAAGGUUAUUUCUGCCAAGUGUUGACGAAAGAGUGUGGUGGCACUCAUAAACGUUUCGUUUUCUUUUCCUAAUAUACAUUUUUUUGUGUUUUUAAACACUGCAGUCGACUGACACUGUGGUUGCUCGAACAACUUGUAAUGCUAAUGUGUCCUCUGUCUUCCUUGUCGCAGACUUUCCAGGUAAUAUUGACUGACAUGGCAGCCAAUGGAGACAGUUGUGACAAACCUCAAAGACGCACAGGAACUAAAGAAAAACAGAAUGGUAACUCCACAGAUUCAACUAUAAGAGAGAGGCGACAGAAAGAUAAGGAAGAGCGCCUGUCGCUUGUGUUAUGGAGGAGGCCUGUUAUUACACUACAUUACUUCCUCCUAGAGACCUUAAUUAAGCUAAAGGAGUGGACAAUAAAGCUUUGGCAACGACGAAGCAUUGUGUUCUUAUUUUUGGUGUUAUGUAGUCUCUUCUCUGCCGCCUACUCCAUAGAAGGAUCACAUCAAAAAUAUGUCCAGUACCUAGAGAAGAAGUUCCUCUGGUGUGCGUACUGGGUAGGUUUAGGUAUUCUGUCCUCUGUUGGCCUUGGGACUGGUCUGCACACCUUCCUUCUUUAUCUGGGCCCUCAUAUAGCAUCAGUGACACUGGCAGCCUAUGAGUGCAGCUCAACAGAUUUCCCAGAGCCUCCAUACCCAGACCAGAUUGUGUGUCCUCAACUUGCAGGGGCUGAGGGAAGUAUCUCCCUCUUCUCUAUCAUGUCGAAGGUCCGCCUGGAAGCCUGCAUGUGGGGUGCAGGCACUGCCAUCGGAGAACUGCCGCCAUACUUCAUGGCCAGAGCAGCACGUCAAUCUGGGGCUGACCCUGAAGAUGAAGAAUAUGAGGAGUUUGAGGAGAUGCUGGAGCAGGCUGAGAACGCACAGGAUGUUGUCACCAGAGCAAAAAUGGGAGUCCAACACAUGGUGCAGAAAGUGGGAUUCUUUGGGAUUUUGGCUUGCGCUUCGAUCCCAAAUCCACUUUUUGACUUGGCGGGAAUCACGUGUGGACACUUCCUGGUUCCUUUUUGGACCUUCUUUGGGGCCACGCUCAUUGGGAAAGCCAUCAUUAAGAUGCACAUACAGAAGCUGUUUGUUAUCAUCACCUUCAGCAAGCACAUCGUGGAACAAAUGGUGUCUCUCAUUGGGUCUAUACCCAAAGUAGGACCGUCACUCCAGAAGCCCUUCAGCCAGUACCUGGAAGCACAAAGGAACAAGCUGCAUCAUGGCCAAGGAAGCAAGUCAUCGGAUGACAACUGGCUUUCCUGGCUGUUUGAGAAGCUGGUGCUGGUCAUGGUCUGCUACUUUGUCAUCUCCAUUGUCAACUCCAUGGCUCAGAGUUAUGCCAAGCGGCUUCAGCAGCAAAGGCACUUGGUGGAGAAAACCAAGUGACAACAGGCGGUACAGACAUCCAAGAAGUGACUGUGCACCUGCAGCCGUGUCCGCUCAUGACUUGCCGCCAAACCUCACCCUCCACACUCAGAAGGCUGCGCGCUCCAAAGUGGACUGUGUCCUUGGUAUGUGCGUGUCUCCAUUUGAACAUCCGUCUCCAUCAUUUUUGUAAAUUGUCUCGUCUCACUCAGUGUGCUCAAAGCACCCGGUUAUUCUGCUAAUUUAAUGGUCUUACUUUCCGAUGAUUCCAUACUUUGACCUCACACGUGAAGUGUUCGGUGGUGGUGUCUUCUGUGUACAGGCACUGCCUAUCAGAUGCGAUGCCUUAUGCAAAGAUGGGAAAGUCUUGACUUCUUCCCUUGACAGUAGUUCUUGACUUUUUAUUUAAUUUUGUAAUAUUAAUGUAUGGAUGGUUGUUGAUUUGUGUGCGGUGUGCUGCCAGGAUAACUGCUCUCUUUUCAGGGUUGGGAUAUUCAUAUUUUUGACUUUAUUUACUGGAAUUGUCAGUUCUCCAACAAAAAAAAAAAGAAGGAAAAAGCAAUAUCAAUGUAAAUUGUGUUGUUGGUUUGCA
Molecule: messenger RNA, 2024 nt
Organism: Syngnathus acus (greater pipefish)
Lineage: Eukaryota; Metazoa; Chordata; Actinopteri; Syngnathiformes; Syngnathidae
Gene: vmp1
Product: vacuole membrane protein 1
Exons: 12
Coding region: 179-1453 (424 amino acids)
Source: RefSeq, a predicted model, not a curated record